Molecule: messenger RNA, 1780 nt
Organism: Effrenium voratum
Lineage: Eukaryota; Dinophyceae; Suessiales; Symbiodiniaceae
Source: the annotation of a GenBank genome assembly
UAUCCUUGCCGCCCAUUGCAUUUGGCCGUGCAACCUGCUGCAUGGAGGAGCUUCGCGAACUUGUGCGGCCUUACCGCUUGCACUUGGACUUUUUGCGCCCUGAGAAUGCGCUGCUCAGGUACCCUUGGGAGGAUGAAGCGGCGAUGCCGCCUGCCGAUCCGCCAAAACCGGCUCCAGUCAAAGGUGAGGGACUUGCUCGUGGAUUCCUUUGCAAACGCACGCGAGCCAAGCCCAAGCCGGCGGUCGCGGGCAAAUUCGAAAGCCAAGAAGGUGUCCAACUGGGACCUGCCUCCGCAGAGAUUCGAAUUCGUGGAGGAGAAGCAGAUCCAGGUUGGUGACUGGCGGGGCGUCGAGCAGUCAGGCCACGUUCAGAAGCCCAAAGCGGCAGAAGCCUGCCAUUUCUAUCGCCUCCCUGCGCUGGUACCAUCGGUGCAGAGCAUCUCCAAGUACCUGCUGCAGAACCCGGACCUCUUCUCCACUGAGCUGGAUUCGGUGGACAAGACCCCCACCUUCGAGUUCUACCCGUUUCGAGAUGGAGAAUGGAUCGAUCAGGGUAUGAGGCACCUCUUGGAGGAGAUCCUGGACCGUGUCAUGGUUUACGUCCGCCUCCGCUACGACGGCCGCUGUGCCGCCUCAGACAUCUUGGUGCGCCGGUAUUUGCCCGGGGAGCGGCGCAGCCACGGGGUGCACUUCGAUGGGCACGCGCUGGUGACGGCGGUGCUGGGCCUCACGGAUCCCGAGACCUACCAGGGCGGGCUCUACGUCCAGCCGGGCCCGGACGUCACCUCACGGACCUACUUCCGGCUGGAGCCCGGGGACCUGCUGGUCCACUCCUUUGAUCUUCAGCACGGCGUGCAUGUCUGGGAGGGUGCCCGCUACAGCAUCGUCUUCUGGAUCAAGGACUCGGCGCAGGCGGUGCGGGAUCGCAGUACGCCUUGGUAUCGCAGGCUGGAAGAGCAGGGUGAUGCAGAUGUGCUCUUCAACUUAGCGCAGAACUUUGAGCACGGCCUCUUUGGGGAACCGGUGGACCUGGCCAAGGCGCUGGAACUCUACGAGCUCUCGGCAGGCAAAGGCCACCACUUCGCCCAGAACAACCUGGGGCUCAUCUACCGGCGCUUGCACGAGAGCAGCGGGGAAGAGCAGCUGCUGCGCAAGUCGGUGCACUGGCUCAAGGCCGCUGCGGAGGCCGGCUUCGCCAUGGCACAGAAGAACCUGGCGCUGGCCUACGCCAACGGCCAGGGUCUUCGACGUGAUGAUGCCCAAGCGGUUGUCUGGAUGCGCAAAGCUGCUGAGCAACUGGAGGUGGAGGCCGCGUACAUGAUGGGGGAGAUGUAUCGUCGUGGAUGUGGGGUGUCCAGCCAAGAAGGAGUGAUGUGGUACUUGCGCAGCGCUGAGGCUGGCUUCCCCAAGGCCCAGUACACUGUGGGGAUGCUUUACCUCGAGGGCAGCGGUCUGUCGCAGGACCUGGGCAAAGCUGAGACUUGGUUGAAGCUGGCCGCCAAGCAAGGUAACCCAGAGGCCAAGAACAAUGUCGCCACCCUCCACGCGCAGAGGGGUGAGGUGGCAGAGGCAUCGCAGAUCUGGGAGGAGCUCGCGAAGAGCGGGGAGCCGAACGCACAAUGCAACCUGGGCAUGGCAUACCUUCGGGGCGCCGGGCGGCCCGAAGACCCGGACCUCGCGGCAGAGUGGCUCAGAAAGGCUGCGCAGCAGGGCCACCAGAUGGCCCUGCAAGCGCUGGCCACGCUGUGAGGCGGAGCGAACCGGCAGGAACCCGUGCGAG